Molecule: messenger RNA, 150 nt
Organism: Bolinopsis microptera
Lineage: Eukaryota; Metazoa; Ctenophora; Tentaculata; Lobata; Bolinopsidae
Product: tumor necrosis factor ligand superfamily member 6-like
Exons: 2
Source: RefSeq, a predicted model, not a curated record
CCCUCCUCCCCCCCUCCCCCCCCCCCCCUCCCUCCCUCCUCCCUCCCUCCUCCCUGCCCCCCUUUUGAGAGAGAGAGAGAGAGAGAGAGAGAGAGAGAGAGAGAGAGAGAGAGAGAGAGGGGGAGAGAUCUCUUUAUAUUACUUUAUUAG